Molecule: messenger RNA, 871 nt
Organism: Humulus lupulus (European hop)
Lineage: Eukaryota; Viridiplantae; Streptophyta; Magnoliopsida; Rosales; Cannabaceae
Product: protein EXPORTIN 1B-like
Exons: 7
Coding region: 254-871 (205 amino acids)
Biological process (GO): ribosomal small subunit export from nucleus; protein export from nucleus; ribosomal large subunit export from nucleus
Cellular component (GO): cytoplasm; nucleus
Molecular function (GO): nuclear export signal receptor activity
Source: RefSeq, a predicted model, not a curated record
AUUUUCUGUUUCUUUAUACAUUUCAAGGCCACGAGAUUAUUUUAUUGCAAGAAGUUCUAUAAAAUCAAAAAAUUAAAUACAUUUCUUUCUAGUUUUGUGUUCCCUUCCCCACCUGCAACUUUCUCAUUUUGACAAAUUGGUUUUUUCUACUUUGUUUGGUGAGUUGUAUCUCUGUUUGAAGUGAGGGGCUACUUUGUUUGGUGAGUUGUAUCUCUGUUUGAAGUUCUAUAAUCAACCCUAAUUUGCUUCCUCUAUGUUUAAUGUACAGAUUUUGAAGCAUGAUUGGCCAGCAAGAUGGCAAAGCUUUAUUCCUGAUCUUGUUUCAGCUGCUAAAACUAGUGAAACAAUUUGUGAGAAUUGCAUGGCUAUAUUGAAGCUUCUAAGUGAAGAGGUGUUUGAUUUCUCAAGAGAAGAGAUGACUCAAAGUAAGAUAAAGGAGCUUAAACAAUCAUUGAACAGUGAAUUUCAACUCAUUCAUGAGCUAUGCUUAUAUGUACUAUCAGCCUCUCAAAGAACUGAGCUUAUACGUGCAACAUUCUCCACAUUGCACGCAUUUCUCUCAUGGAUUCCCCUGGGAUAUAUAUUUGAGUCUCCAUUGCUUGAAACGCCGCUGAAUUUUUUCCCCAUGCCAUCGUAUCGGAAUCUCACUCUUCAGUGUUUGACAGAGACCAUGAUUCCUCUUAAUACAAACAUUCCUGAGGCUUAUGCAAUUGGUUCCAGCAAAGAGCAGGCUUUUAUUCAGAAUUUGGCUUUGUUUUUCACUUCAUUUUAUAAGGGAUUUAAUAAGAUAAUAUGGAAUCACAUUGCUUCCUUGUCAAAUAUCAAAGAUUUGAAGUUGCUGUUUAAAUACAUUGCAACAUUCACUGCUUAA